Adineta ricciae is the source of this 2742-nucleotide messenger RNA. The record is from the annotation of a GenBank genome assembly. NCBI's taxonomy places the organism in Eukaryota, Metazoa, Rotifera, Eurotatoria, Adinetida, Adinetidae.
AUGAAUUUGUCACACAAGUGGUUCGAACGAGAUAAAUCAAUGGAUGCACAACGACGUUUCCCAGGAACUGGUCCCAUAUUACCUGAUUUGCCACGAUCUCCUCAACCGCCAAUUAUUGCAUCCCCAACUUCCUCUCAGCUUGUACCUGUUGAUGCACGUUUCCCUCCUUCGAUGUUACCUCCAAUAAAUGCUCAAUCUACUCCAAAUCCGACAUUAUUACCUCUACGAACAGGCAUUCCAGCGCCAAUGUUUGAUGAUUCGUUAAAUCAAUCUCUCUAUAAAGUAAAGCAAUUAGAAAGUCGUUUGCAAAUGACAGAAAUUUCGAAUCGUGCGUUGCUUGAAGAAGUAAUCCGCUUACAAACUGAAUUAUUCAACGCUAUACGACAAAGCCAAACAGUACUUCAAGAAGAACGUCUCGCGCGUCAACAAAUUGAGAACAAUAUUCGCAUCCAAAACGAUGUUAUACUACAACUAACAGCACGAAUCAAACGAAACGAAAAUACAUUUAUUGAUGAACAUCAAGCAUCGUUAACUGCCACGGCAAGCGUUCGAGGACUUGAACAACAGCUUAUUGCCAUGCAAAAAGAUAAUUUUCUUCGGCGUGACACGCAAGCAAUAAGCGUCGAAGGUAUCCGUAAACAAAUCGAUGAGAAUAGUUUACAACGAGAACAGUUAGAAAAGACACAAGUACACAUCGGAGAAGAAAUUCGAGCUACUCGAAGUCGUCUAGAACUUGAUUCAGCUAAUAUCAAUCUAUUAACCAACGAAGUUAGACAAAAGACGAGAAAACUAGAAGACGAUCAACGGUUAACCAACGAUCUUGUCCGAAAACAACAAGAAACAAUGAAUGCGGGUGAUCUCCUCUUCAAUUCAUUUCGUGCAGCAACUGAUCAAAAGUUAAAUGAAUAUCGAGAUUUAUUCAACGAAAUUCGGACGCGUUUAGAUUUCGAACGCGAAGAUCGUCGUCUGGUCGAGACUCAACUUACUUCAAAAGUAAGUGAUCUUCAAUCAUCCAUCAACUCGACACGUUCGACACAAACUGAAAUCGUAAAAACAAUGGAGAAUAUGCGUCGAGAAAGUGUGAAUCAAGUCGAGCAGACUCAAGUGCGAUUACGGCAAGAGAUCAGUGAUACGAAUGCUCAAACCAUACAACGAACAACGGAUAAACUAGAGCGUUUACGUGAUGAAUUUGAAUACAAAGCGAAAGACAUUGAAAAGAAUCAGCAAAUUGAAAAUGAACAACGACAACGACAAUUACAAGCCUUUCAAAGCGAUAUCGAACAACAAAUGGAUGUAUUAAAAAGUACUACACAUGAUGAACAAUCGAAAAUUUAUAAUGAAAUGAGGGAUACAACUAGAAAGAAUGCUGAAUCGUUACGCAAAUUGAACGAUGGUAUUACUCUAAUCGAACAGCAAACAGAUGAAAGUCGACGCAAGAUCGAAAAAGUACUCGAUGCAGAAAUCAAAUCGCGUAAACAUCAGUACAAAGAAUUAGCUGAUAACAUCACCAAAUCCGAAGAAAAAUCUGCUCAUCAACUCACUGCCAUUCAAUCAUCGAUAAAUAAUAUCAACACACGUAUGGCAGAUCUUCGCGACUUAAGUACUAAACCUGAAAUAAUCAAUAUUAAUCGACGACUGGAUACAAUUGAACAUUCUCAACGAGAAGCCGAAGGAAACAUUCAUGCAAUAAAUAACAAUCUAGGAGAUAUUGUCACACGACAUACAGCUACAGAUGCACGUGUACAACAAAAUGAAGAUAAAAUCAAAGGUGGUGCUCAAGCAGUUCGCGAUCUUACAACUCGUGUUUCAUCGUUGCCUACUACUGAUGAUCUUGCAGCCGUUCGACGUGAUCUCAAUGAAAAAAUUCGCAAUGAUCUUCAAAAAUCUAUUCAACAACAUGAUGAAAUUACAUCUCAGACCUUCACUAAACAUGAACAACGUGUCAAUAGUUUACGUGUUGAUUUGAACCUUUUGGAAGAACAAAUGACCCAACGUAUAAACAAUACUGAACAACAACUUUCCAAUCAAAUGCGUGACAAACAAACUGAUCUUGAUAUGUGGCGACGAGAUGUCGAUCAAAAGAUGGUUCGUUUAAUGAACUUAAGAGAAACCAUGCCACAAGAGAUAUUCAAUCUGAAUGAGAAAAUCGCAGCCACACGACAAGAGUGUAUGAAGUUUUGUCAAGAAGAACACUUUCGAAUGAAAAGUGAUAUGGAACGAAAUACUCGAAAAGAUCAUGGUCUCACUCAACGAUCUGUACCUAUCGCGCCGGCGAGUAAACCUACACCACGGGAUGACGAUUAUGAUGAUGAUAGUGAUUAUAAAAAGAAAUUAAAAAAUGAUGUUGAAGAGGUUUUAUACUCACAACUAUUUGCUUCACUCGAUUGCUUGUUGUUUAUUUUGAUGAUGAAUUCAUGCAUUACUACUAUCUGUGGACUUCUAAUAACUUAUUUAACAGUACUGACAACAAUAAUUUACGGCGAAAGCAUCCAUGGUGUACCACUGACAAAAGAUGAAGCUGUUGCUUUAACACGUGAUCACUUUGGUCGUGUCGAACCUGAUUCUUUAAUGAACGGAUUUUUUCCUGUUUGGGCAGUUAUUCAAUUGAUACUUGCAGGUAUAUUCAUCGUUGUUUUUCUUCUUGGUGUACUCUGCUAUUGCUUGGGAUUUCGAGAAAAGAAGCCCGAAAAAGUAACGGAUGGAGAAGACCAAGCAAAAGAGAACUUGUAUACGAAAAAAUAA